Linum tenue is the source of this 876-nucleotide messenger RNA. The record is from the annotation of a GenBank genome assembly. NCBI's taxonomy places the organism in Eukaryota, Viridiplantae, Streptophyta, Magnoliopsida, Malpighiales, Linaceae.
AUGGCAUGUCCGCCGCUAAAGACCAAAUAUGCGUCGCCAAAUGUUUUGAGAACCGGCAUCGCCGAAGACAAAGUUGUCGUCGCAAAAGAUGGCCUCACAAAAUGUCUUCCAGUGAUGACCACGCUCGUCGUCAGUUUAUUUAGCGACGACAUAUUCCAUCCAGAUGCAGUAUUCUAUCCCUUCUACAUCGGUGGUUUUGGUUACCUCCUUAUCAUGCAAUUCAAGCCUAGAUCUGAAGGCAGUAGAGGUCCAAAAUCAUCUUCCCCUGUUUUCGCGUUGGCAAGGCAGAGCUCCUCGAAUCCCUCCAUCAAAGAGAAGAAGAGAGAGGUGAGAGGCGGCAAGCACACCACGAUCUGGCUCCGCGAUGGAGUUCAUCGUCUGGACUUCCGUCGAAGUCGGAUGAAUCUGGCGAUGAAAGAGGAGGGAGCUAGUGAGAUUGUGGAUGCGUAUUCAGGGAAGAGGAGUAGGUUACCAGGCUUUGAUCUCAUUCUGCCUUCUUCCUUUCAUCCGACGACUCGGCUCCCUGAAACAGCUGCGGCAGCUGGGCGCCGGGAGAGCAUCUCCGACGGCGUGCCUUCCGACCACCCCCACAGUAGCGACGCUUCUCCUCCGCCAUGCUUCUUCCUCCGCCGCCUCUACUUCUUCUGUCACCAGGCGUUUGAGGUUGUGAAGGCGAGGAAGAACGUUGUCGCUAGAGAAAUCAGAAUUACGAGGCGUCGCCGAUCUUACGAUAGCUCCAAGACGAGGCCAGAUUUUGAGAUCGUCUCCAGAGGCUCGCAAUUGACGGUGGCAGCGGAAGUGGUUACAGGGAAAUUGGUGUUCGGGAAGGUGGAUCUGGUGUGGAAGAUCUUCUCCUUCCCAGUGCUGGAGAUGUGA